Messenger RNA from Copidosoma floridanum, 777 nucleotides. Its product is annotated as tetratricopeptide repeat protein 12. Lineage: Eukaryota; Metazoa; Arthropoda; Insecta; Hymenoptera; Encyrtidae. Gene Ontology annotation, biological process: sperm axoneme assembly; axonemal dynein complex assembly. Gene Ontology annotation, cellular component: centrosome; cytoplasm. Gene Ontology annotation, molecular function: protein binding. The record is from RefSeq and is a predicted model, not a curated record.
AUGAAUAAAAAUUUUUUAUUUGAUUCAAAAGACAUAGCCAAAAAAAGUUUAAUUAUGAAACAGGAUAUAAACGUUAAUAAUGAAGAGUUUCAUAAUUUUAUGCAUCGUGUGACACGAGUCGAAAAAAUUGUUAAACAACUUACCUCACCCAACUUAGAUGAUCAAAAACACGGAAUUGUUUUAGCUGAUGAAAUUUUAAAAGAAAAUGUUACAUUUGAAUUGUCUGAUACUGAUGUGUCGAAGGUUAAAACCAGUCGAACGAUUAUUAAUAAAUAUUUGCCAGAAAAUUUAAAUUCUAACAAAAUGUGUCAAGAGGUUUUCAAACGAUGUGUCGAGCGGGACGUCCAAGCUCGCGCUGAGAACAGAAAAAUUUGCAAUGAGCGAGCUGACACAUACAAGCGCAUAGGCAAUGGGGCGUUUCACGAGGCUAAGUACGAAAAAGCUGUAACGUACUUUACCAAGGCAUUGGAACAACGCAAGGACUCUGCAGUACUUUGGAAUAAUCGGGCACUUUCUUACAUGGCUUUGGGCUUGUAUGAGAAAGCUCUUGCCGACUGCGAGAGAGCUCUUAAGAUCAACGACAAUAACAUCAAAGCACUGCUGAAUAGUGCCAAGUGUUACAAGCUGUUAAAUUGUGAGGACGAGUGUGAAGAGUUCUUAAAAUUGGCUCGUAAGAGUAACCCAAGAUUUUCGAGCUACAUUUCGGAAUUUGAGAAAAAUCUGGAAUCGGAUGGCACAACUGAGUUUACAGUAAGCAAAAAAGGUGACAUAUAUUGA